Messenger RNA from Babesia bigemina, 1359 nucleotides. RefSeq names its product membrane protein, putative. The coding region runs from base 1 to 1359 and encodes 452 amino acids. NCBI's taxonomy places the organism in Eukaryota, Apicomplexa, Aconoidasida, Piroplasmida, Babesiidae. The record is from RefSeq and is a predicted model, not a curated record. The transcript is spliced from 7 exons.
AUGAGGCGGAUGACGCCAAUACUAGCUCUUAUCGCAACGCACACAGUAUGUGUGCUCCACGCCGCCUCAGUUGAGCACGUACACAAGGAUGAUGGGCGCUUGGAGGACCUCUUUUCCGAGGCUUUCAUGAUGAUCCAAGAGAUCACGGACGGUUCGGAAAAGCAAAAGCUGGCUUUCUCCAGGCUGCUGACGAACGUGGCUGCAACCUUUGACGUGGAAGGAUACCGAUGGAUGCUCGACAUCGUAAAGGGGCGCCGCGCCACCGAAAGGUUCACACAGGCAGUCGCCCAUCGCUCAUUCAGCCAGCCUCACUGUGACAAGGGGAGCUGGGUGAGCCCAUCGCAUACUUUUGGUGACCUGGUGAAAUUCCCAGGAGGGCCAUUCAGGGGCGGAACUGGCUACGAUCUGGUCAGAUGGAUGGGCAACCAGUACUCCCACGUCCACUCGCCCGCAUCGGCCAACCAGCCCGGGCUGGAAAACAUGAUCGUGCAAGCGUUCCAGCAGAUCAAGGGCGUGAUACAGACUAUACUGGCUGUGGUGGUAGACCUAGUGCCUCCCAUAGUUAUAUCAGUGAGCCUGCCAUGUCUACCCAUGCUUACGGGGAUAAACUGUCUGGGCUCCGUUCUGUACCCUAUAUCGGCAACAGACUUCGUGAUGGCUGACAUCACCGAUUCGGUGAUGAAUGGCGUCAUCUCGUCUUUCCCCGCCAAGUACGCCGCCAAGGUUGGGCGCACUAGCGACGCGCAAUACUACUUCUGCGCCCACAUAUACUUGGGAAUGUACUGCGCCAGCCUGUUCCCCAUUUGCGUUACUGGGGCAGCUAAGAUCGCCGAAACGUUUCCCAUGUGCUUUGUGCAGUGCAUUGCCGCCCUUAUUGCGUGCCCCGGCUUCUGGAUGGACGACAUCGCGGUCCCGUGCAGCAACCUCUCGGUGCCGCCAUUCUGCUCCUUUUCAGUCUUCGCCAACCACUACAGGAUUCCGCCGCAGUACACCACGUACGACCAGUCGCACAUGUAUCCCGAAGGGUGCCCGCAAUACAAUCCCGAGAUAGACACCCCUCGGGAUCUGUACGACAAGAAGGCUGCGCCGCCGUCCGCAAUAGCAAAGGCGGCGAAGGAGAAGCCGUUGGAGGAGUUCCACCUGAAACGUAGGAAGGCCGAAGAAUUCCCCGGUGCUUGCGACUGCGACGCCAUCAAGGAAGUCUGCCGCCUCCAUUUACCAUAUCCCGUCUACGUCAACGCUGACCCGAGUACGUCCGAGACGCACUACCAGGUCCCGGAGCGCGUCGACGAGCACGAAAAGCGGUGUUGCGAAGAAUGCACGCCCAUUUGGGACAUCACGGAAAACAACACACUAUGA